Messenger RNA from Gasterosteus aculeatus aculeatus (three-spined stickleback), 2855 nucleotides. It is a transcript of the gene nadsyn1, whose product is annotated as NAD synthetase 1. The record is from RefSeq and is a predicted model, not a curated record. NCBI's taxonomy places the organism in Eukaryota, Metazoa, Chordata, Actinopteri, Perciformes, Gasterosteidae. Gene Ontology annotation, biological process: NAD+ biosynthetic process. Gene Ontology annotation, molecular function: NAD+ synthase (glutamine-hydrolyzing) activity; ATP binding; glutaminase activity. Gene Ontology annotation, cellular component: cytoplasm.
AGACGAAGACGAAGAAGACUCGCGGUGCAUUUCUCCAAACCAAGUAGACGCGCGCACUCUCAAUGACCGACGGGCGGAUAUUGCCACAGUAUUGAUCUAAACCGGAAGCUGAAGCCUUUACCGAUAGAGACGCGUACUCUGCGGACAUGGGGCGGAAAGCGACCCUCGCGACGUGCUCCUUGAAUCAGUGGGCUUUGGACUUUGAAGGGAACCUGGAGCGAAUCCUGAAGAGUGUUGAGAUCGCCAAAGCUCACGGGGCCAAAUACAGACUGGGCCCGGAGCUGGAGAUCUGCGGUUACGGCUGCGCGGACCACUUCUAUGAGUCGGACACGUUGCUCCACAGCUUUCAGGUCCUCAGGAAGCUUCUAGAGUCCCCUGUCACCCAGGACAUCAUCUGUGACGUGGGCAUGCCCAUCAUGCAUCAUAAUGUGCGAUACAACUGUCGGGUCCUUUUCCUUAACAGAAAGAUACUGCUGAUCAGACCUAAAAUGCUGAUGGCCAACUACGGGGUCUACAGAGAGCUGCGCUGGUUCUCGCCUUGGAAGCAGUUGAGGCAGGUGGAGGAGUAUUUUCUACCACGAAUAAUCCAGGAGGUAACCGGACAGGAUACUGUCCCAUUCGGCGACUGUGUGCUGUCCACAAAGGACACCUGCAUCGGCACGGAGAUAUGCGCGGAGCUGUGGAACCCCAGGAGCCCCCAUAUUCAGAUGGGUCUGGACGGGGUGGAAAUAUUUACAAAUUCGUCCGCCAGCCACCAUGAGCUCCGCAAAGCUGACCUAAGAGUCGACCUGGUCAGGUCGGCCACCAUCAAGAGUGGCGGAAUCUACCUUUAUGCCAACCAGAGGGGCUGUGACGGAGACCGUGUCUACUAUGAUGGUUGUGCCAUGGUGGCCAUCAACGGAGACGUCGUGGCUCAGGGAGCACAGUUCUCUCUUAACGAUGUGGAAGUGAUUACAGCCACUCUUGACCUUGAAGAUGUGCGGAGCUACCGAGGGGAAAUUUGCCAGCCAAACAUGGAAAUUGAACCCAAACCGUGCCACAGGGUCAAAGUCGACUUUUCUUUAUCCAGUGGUGACGAUAUCUGCCUCCCCACCCACCAACCAAUACCAGCGCACUUCCAUUCCCCAGAGGAAGAGAUCAGCCUGGGGCCGGCCUGCUGGCUGUGGGACUACCUGAGGAGAAGUGGACAGGCUGGUUUCCUGUUGCCUCUGAGCGGAGGGGUGGACAGCUCCUCCACGGCCUGCAUUGUCCACUCCAUGUGCGUGCUGCUCUGCCAGGCUGUAGAGGAUGGCAACAGCCAGGUACUGGAGGACGUCCGCAGAGUGGUAGUGGAUGACUCCUACCGCCCUCAGCACCCGAGGGAGCUGUGCGGUCGCAUCUUCACCACUUGCUACAUGGCCAGUGAAAACUCCUCCGAGGACACGUGCAGCAGGGCCAAAGGCCUGGCCAGUCAGAUUGGCAGCACACACAUGAACAUAAACAUAGAUAUGGCAGUGAAAGGCAUUCUGGGUAUCUUCUCCGUGUGUACUGGAAAGUGGCCUAGUUUCGCGUCAACGGGGGGAAGCCACAGAGAGAACCUGGCUCUGCAGAAUGUACAGGCCCGUGUCAGGAUGGUCCUGGCCUACCUGCUUGCCCAGCUGGGUCUGUGGGCCCGGGGGAAGCCAGGUGGAUUGCUGGUGCUGGGCUCAGCCAACGUAGACGAAAGUCUGACAGGAUACUUCACAAAGUACGACUGCUCGAGUGCUGACAUCAACCCCAUAGGAGGCAUCAGCAAGACGGACCUGAAGAGCUUCCUGGCCUACUGUGUCGAGCAGUUCCAGCUCACCGCUCUGAGAGGCAUCCUCUCGGCUCCGCCCACAGCUGAGCUGGAGCCGCUGCAGGACGGGCAGGUGUCACAAACCGAUGAGGCAGACAUGGGACUGACCUACUCGGAGUUAUCCGUGAUCGGGCGACUGAGGAAGAUCUCCAAGUGCGGCCCCUUCAGUAUGUUCUGUAAACUCAUCCACACGUGGAGGGACGCGCUCUCACCCGCGGAGGUGGCCGAGAAGGUGAAGCACUUCUUCCGGAUGUACUCGAUGAACCGCCACAAAAUGACCACGGUGACGCCGUCCUACCACGCCGAGAGCUACAGCCCCGACGACAACCGCUUUGACCUCCGACCUUUCCUCUACAACACACGCUGGACCUGGCAGUUCAGGAGCAUUGACAACCAGAUUCCACUGCUGAGGGUCCCGUUGCUGGUGGCUGCGGCUGGAGGGGCAUCGUGGCAGGGCGGAAUAAAGGAGGCCCCGCCUCAAGCACAACCUUUAUCUGCAGGAAGUGGCCAAGUGGAACGUACCAAGUGUCUGCCACUUUCUGAAGCUGACCCAGAUGGAAACCCAUAACGCCCCAAAGCAAAAACAACUGGAACCCAUCAAAUCUGUGACGGAGCAAAAGGAUUGUUUUUCCUAAUUUGCACUGAGUUGGCAAGCACAGGGUCAUGCAGGAGAAGAAGUAAUAAUUCUGGGACGAUUGAACCUUUGCUCUACCUCAGUGUCACAAAUGUAACGAGGGCUAUCAGGAACAUUGGAUACGUAAAACUAUUGUAAAACAUAAAUGUAAAUGUUGUAUCACAGUAUAUGAAAUAAUGGCAGCUCCGCCUGUCUUUAUAUUACAUGUGACUAGGGUGGCAAAAUUCCUGGAAUAUUCAAAGUUGGAAGCUUUCCACGGGUUUUUAAUGUGAAUAUGUGGCAAUAAACUUUAAAGGUAAUUUAACUGUACUUACCUCGUCAUGUAUGACAAUGUUCCUUGUUCACAAGCAGACAUGCGUGCAAGCAUUUCUAAUACAAAAUAAAAAAAUGAAAUUUAUGACUUAA